Messenger RNA from Schistosoma mattheei, 930 nucleotides. Lineage: Eukaryota; Metazoa; Platyhelminthes; Trematoda; Strigeidida; Schistosomatidae. The record is from the annotation of a GenBank genome assembly.
AUGAGUAGUGAAGUCCCCAAUUACUUCUUAAAAUUCACUCUAACUGGUCAUACAAAAGCGGUCUCAUCAGUAAAAUUUAGUGAAAAUGGUCAGUGGUUGGCCAGUUCAUCAGCUGACAAAUUAAUCAAAGUAUGGAAUGCUUAUGACGGGAAAUUUGAAAAAUCUAUCAGCGGUCAUAAACUGGGAAUCUCAGAUGUUUCAUGGUCUUACGACUCAAGAUUUCUGUGUAGUUCCUCCGAUGACAAAACUUUAAAACUGUGGGAUCUCGUCUCUGGCAAGUGCCUGAAAACUCUUAAAGGUCACAGCAACUAUGUUUUUUGCUGCAAUUUUAAUCCACAGUCAAACCUGAUAGUUUCCGGCUCGUUUGAUGAAAGUGUCAAGUUAUGGGAUGUGAAAACAGGCCGGUGUAUCCGCACGCUUCCUGCCCACUCCGAUCCUGUUACAGCUGUUAAUUUCAAUCGUGAUGGUUCACUUAUUGCUUCCAGCAGUUAUGAUGGACUAUGGUAUGUGUCGAAUCUGGAUACCGGUUCUGGUCAGUGUUUAAAAACAUUAAUAGAUGAUGAUAACCCUCCUGUUUCAUUUGUUAAAUUCUCGCCUAAUGGCAAAUAUAUUCUAGCUGCUACACUCGAUAGUUGUCUCAAAUUAUGGGAUUACACUAAGGGUAGAUGCUUGAAAAUUUAUGGAGGGCACAAAAAUGAGAAGUAUUGUAUAUUUGCAAAUUUUUCAGUUACCGGAGGCAAAUGGAUUGUCUCGGGGUCUGAAGACAACUGUAUUUAUUUAUGGAAUUUGCAAACAAAGGAAAUAGUACAAAAACUUUCUGGUCAUAAUGAUGUUGUUUUGUGUACUGCUUGUCAUCCUCAAAUGAACAUGAUUGCUUCAGGAUCGUUAGAGGGCGAUAAAACAAUUAAAAUUUGGACUAGUGAUAAGUGA